Penicillium samsonianum is the source of this 2973-nucleotide messenger RNA. RefSeq names its product siderochrome-iron transporter MirC (gene mirC). The transcript is spliced from 5 exons. Gene Ontology annotation, biological process: siderophore transmembrane transport. Lineage: Eukaryota; Fungi; Ascomycota; Eurotiomycetes; Eurotiales; Aspergillaceae. The record is from RefSeq and is a predicted model, not a curated record. Gene Ontology annotation, molecular function: siderophore-iron transmembrane transporter activity. Bases 815 to 2653 code for a protein of 612 amino acids.
CUUUACCUUUUAGGAAAAUACACUGGGAAACACCUGGGGCAUUUCAACAUCCCAGAAUGAUGACUGGACUAUUGUGACACUGUUUCUUAUCUAUCUUGGUGCAGCAUCCUGGAAUGCUAGCGAUGAGCUGAGAUCGGACCUCAGCCUCUCUCACCUCACCUCUCUGCCACCGCAGACCCCAUCAACGUGCAUAAGUGCGACCGAUGAUCGGGCUUGGUGUCAGUUUGCGCAGCAAAACCAAGACUUGCAGUCCUAAGCUCUACAAGUCCUGCUUCCCCUUACAUUUGGGCGUCUCUCUCCGAAGCACGGCGGAUCUACCCAUCCGCCAAUCUGCCCCAUAGCUGCCUACUGGAUCCUCUAACUUACAAUAGCCCUUCAUGGGCCAACCCCCGAGGCAAGCGCGCUUCCACGACUUUUUACAUAUCGCGCCCCAUAUUUAUUUUCUUCUUGUCCUGUCCUAAUCCGGUCUCCGAUUCGCUGUUGACAUCUCGUGUUGUCGUUUCUUUUCCCCCGUGGAUCUGACUGGUUCGGGCAUCUGGCUGAAGACCGAAAGUACUUACUUAUUAGAGCGGGCUUUCAUCCCUUUUAUGUGAUACACCUGCCGCUGCUUACGUCUCAUGUCGCAUGAACUAUUUUUUUUUGAUGAUCUGCUUCCCGCUUAAUUGCCGCUUCUAAGGUCGCCGUCUUUUGUAUAUGGUUUCUACCAAUCCCAGACCGAACUCUCUUGCCGGUUAUUCUUAUAUGGAUGCUGUCUAUUAGAGAAUACUUCCGUUGAACGCAUUCGAUCUUCUGUUAACGGUGCGUCGGUCACGAGAUGCCAUUUCUUGAUCCACGCUCAGGACCGUCCUACGGCACUAUCGAACACGAAAACGCCAGAAUGGAGGAUGAACGGGAUCAACUGUUGCAGGAAGACUACGAGAUCGAGGGCCAGUCUACUGGACUGUCUACACCGGAUGAAAUGCAGGAGGGAGUCCAAAAGAUUGAAGCCAUCAAUCUGACUUGGACAACUACGUCUUUAAUGGUGGCCUACGUCAGUAUAUUCCUCAUGGCAUUCUGCACGUCGCUAGAAGGUCAGACUGUGAUGUCGCUGUCUGCAUAUGCGACAAGUGCAUUCAGUAAACAUUCGUUGAUCUCGACCGUCCUCGUUAUCCAAAAUGUGGUCAAUGCUGUCAUCAAACCCCCUAUGGCUAAGAUCGCCGACGUAUUUGGUCGCUUCGAAGCUUUCUGUUUAAGCAUCCUUAUCUACAUGCUGGGAUACAUCCAAAUGGCCGGCUCUACCAACGUCCAGACCUACGCCUCUGCCCAAAUCUUCUACUCCGCCGGCUCGACGGGCUUGCAGAUCCUCCAACAAGUUUUCAUCGCCGACAGCAGUGACUUGCUGAAUCGUGCCUUCCUCGCCCUCCUCCCCCAAUUCCCAUUCUUGGCUACGGUCUGGCUCGGGCCGACCAUUGCAGGCGCGGUGCUGCGCACUAGCUCAUGGCGAUGGGGUUAUGGAAUGUGGGCUAUUAUCUUGCCUGCAUCCUUCCUGCCACUCGCUCUUACGUUGCUCUUCAACCAACGCAAGGCCCAGAGAUUGAAUUUGAUCAAAAAGCGGACCAGAAGACGGAUGAACUUGGUCAGCGUCAUGCGUCGGACCUGGUACGAUCUGGACGUGGGCGGACUGGCCCUUUUGUCCGCUGCCGUCACAUUAAUUUUGGUGCCUUUGACUCUUGCGGCCACCGCAAAGAACGGGUGGAAGAAUGUCAGUAUUUUGGUCAUGAUUGCGCUUGGUGUUGUUUGCCUGUGCCUGCUACCGUUCUGGGAGUCUUCACGAAAAUUGGCUCCCAAGCCCCUGCUCUCUCUACACCUCCUCAAGCAGAGGACUGCUCUUGCGGGCUGUGCAUUGGCGUUCUGGUAUUUCAUGGCCUUCUACUUUUCCGUUCAGCCUUAUCUUUAUUCCUACCUGCAGGUUGUACAAGGGUACGACGUUGCCACUGCCGGGCGUGUCACCCAGACCUUUUCUUUCACCUCAACCAUUGCUGCAUUCAGUGUAUCAAUUCUUAUCAAGUAUACCCGACGAUACCGCAUCUACAUUACCAUCGGGUGUGUUGUGUACAUGACCGGCCUAGCCCUGAUGCUCUUGUACCGAGGAGAAGGAGCCUCGCACUUCCAAGUCCUCGGUACACAAAUCAUAGUCGGCAUCGGUGGCGGUCUGGUUAACGUGCCCGUCCAGCUAGGCGUCCAAGCAUCCGCCAGCCACCAGGAAGUUGCAGCAGCCACUGCGAUGUUCCUGACUUCCAUGGAGAUGGGCGGUGCAGUUGGCGCCGCUAUCUCAGGAGCCGUUUGGUCCUCGGCCAUCCCACACAAGCUUCUCCGUUACCUCCCAGAGGAAAGCAAGGACCAAGCUGCUGAAAUCUUCGGCAAGCUGACCACCGCUCUGUCCUACCCAAUGGGAUCUCCAACUCGCAUUGCUAUCAACCGUGCAUACCAAGAGACCAUGAACAGGCUGUUGACGCUGGCUGUCAUCGCUACCCUCCCCCUCAUUCCGUUGAGUCUUCUCAUGGUCAACUACAAACUUGACAAGAUGGGCUACGGUAGCCCCGAACCCCGGAGCGACCCGGCUCCAGUUGAGGCAGAGCCCAGCUCGGAUGACAGACACACCAAACGAACCUAAACCCCAGCAUUACUGUGUGAAUUCACCGCACACGACGAUUACGAUCUUACGACCUGAAGCUUUCUGUGGGGCUUUUUCAUGGCUUAAUCUUUCUACUGCAUCUGGAUACAAACCAGCAAGCGGCGUUUAGGGCUGUUUGAGCAAAGUGUAACAGAUCCCCGAUAUAUUCUGUUCAUCCGGACUGGAGAUGAGCCAGUCCAUCAUAUGCAUUCGGCGUUACUACUUACUCAUGUAUUCAUGUGAUUAGAGGUAUCUAUCUUUCCAAGACUGUAACAGUUCAAUAGACCUGGAUAGGAAUCAAUCCCAAAAGAUUACCCAAG